AUGAGUUCUCUCAUUGCUGCAAGGCAAGGCGUGCUGACAAGGGCACAAAAUCGUCUCAGUAGAAUUCUAAAUGCGCACUCAAAUCUGUUAAACCUUGACCAAGAAGACCACGACGUCAGAGAGAUACAAAGAUCGAUCAGGAAAGUGAAAGCUACGAUGCUCACAGAGGUGCAAAAAGUCGAAGAAGCUAUGGACCGAUACGCCGAAGCAGUGGACAACGCAGACAGAUCCCCUUCGAGAUCGGACCUUAUGGAGCGAACAGAAGCUCACAUUGAUGCCGCACAGACGCUUCUAGACGAUGCGCACAACUUCUUGAGGGAACUCACGGAACUUCAAGAAGAACUGAUGGAUUCGGAAAAGCGGAACAACCCCUCUUCGAGGAAUUCCGAAGUCACCCUAACGCCAAUCCCAAUACCCAAAUUUGAUGGAGACAUUUGGGAGUGGGAACCUUUUUGGCAGAGUUUCGAACGAAGCGUGCACUCUAAAAACAUCGAUGACAUGUACAAGAUGAGCUAUCUUCUCGACGCCUUACAAGGAGCAGCCAAGGAAUCAGUAAAGCAUUUCCAAGUAGCUGGUCACACAUAUCCUCUAGUAAUUGCCCAUUUGAAACGAAAGUAUGGAGACACGCAGGCAUUAGUGGAUCGACUCCUAAGUAAGCUCCAAUCGACCGAAGCAGACAGCGAUCAUCUCAAAGAUCAGGAAACCUUGUGCGAGCAGCUCACUUCAAUUACGUCACAACUGGAUCUCCACGGAGAACACAUCGAUAACACAUUUCUGCAGAAACAGCUUCUAGCGAAGUUCUCCGUAGACGUUCAAAGACAGAUUCUCCGUCAGAAAGCUAAGCUCCAAGCGGAAGGGACCUGGGACACCAUGACCCUGUUAAGGACCGCAAAGGAAUUCAUAGAAGCUGAAGUGAGAAUCAUGAGUCAAAUGGAACGAAAUGUCUUCAACAAUAAAAGGAGCCAAGAAAGGUUAAGAUAG
Ostertagia ostertagi is the source of this 981-nucleotide messenger RNA. NCBI's taxonomy places the organism in Eukaryota, Metazoa, Nematoda, Chromadorea, Rhabditida, Trichostrongylidae. The record is from the annotation of a GenBank genome assembly.